GGCAGCCGGAGCCGCACGUCUCGCGUGGCGCCCCCCGCCAGUCGGGCACCACAAAUGAGAGCUGCAUCCCCGGCGCCUGCUGCUCGGGCGCCUGUCCCAGCAGCGGCACCUCCUUCUGCUGUGGCUGCUCCUGCACCAAAGCAGCCUGGUCUGAUGGCACAGAUGGCUACAACCGCUGCUGGAGUUGCUGUAGGCUCUGCUGUAGGCCAUACCAUAGGUCAUGCGCUUACAGGAGGAUUUGGUGGAGGAAGCAGCUCUGAAGCUGCAAGGCCUGAUAUUACUUAUCAGGAGCCCCAGGCAGCUCAGCCUGCCUACCAGCAGCAGCAGUCACAAUUUGCUCCUUGCCAGUAUGAAAUGAAACAAUUCCUGGAGUGUGCGCAGAACCAGACUGACCUCAAGCUGUGCGAGGGCUUCAGCGAAGUACUGAAGCAAUGCAGGUUUGCUAAUGGUCUAGCCUAAGCCUUCAGAACAAGGUUGCUGAAGACCAUCUGACAAGAACUGACCUAUGAAUGGAAAAAAAAAGCUUCAGUAAUAAAGUCUAAAGCUGUCUGAUAUCUUGUUAGUUCAUAUAUUCACACUAUUGUCCUCCUCAUGGCUUGAUUCCUGCUAUAGCCGUUACAGAUGUGAUACAGCUUACAGCUGCAAAUUAAUUUAGCACAAAAUGG
Molecule: messenger RNA, 665 nt
Organism: Phaethon lepturus (White-tailed tropicbird)
Lineage: Eukaryota; Metazoa; Chordata; Aves; Phaethontiformes; Phaethontidae
Gene: CHCHD2
Product: coiled-coil-helix-coiled-coil-helix domain containing 2
Exons: 4
Biological process (GO): mitochondrion organization; positive regulation of transcription by RNA polymerase II
Cellular component (GO): mitochondrion; nucleus
Molecular function (GO): sequence-specific DNA binding
Source: RefSeq, a predicted model, not a curated record